Messenger RNA from Oncorhynchus nerka (sockeye salmon), 565 nucleotides. Its product is annotated as carboxypeptidase M-like. NCBI's taxonomy places the organism in Eukaryota, Metazoa, Chordata, Actinopteri, Salmoniformes, Salmonidae. The annotation marks the transcript as partial. The transcript is spliced from 3 exons. Gene Ontology annotation, molecular function: zinc ion binding; metallocarboxypeptidase activity. Gene Ontology annotation, biological process: protein processing; peptide metabolic process. The record is from RefSeq and is a predicted model, not a curated record.
UGGUCGGUACCUAGUGAACUUAAUAUUCUGUAUUUUGUCAUAUGGUUCCCUGACAGGUUCAAUAAGAACGGCAUCGAUCUGAACAGAAACUUCCCAGAUGCCUUCUCUAAGAAGGAGAGUGGAAUGAGAGAGAUGGAGGUGAGAGCCAUUAUGGACUGGCUGAAGACUGAGAGCUUCGUCCUGUCGGCCAACCUGCACGGUGGGGCUGUGGUGGCCAGCUACCCCUACGACAACAGCAAUGGAGUGAGCUGCAGAGUGGAUCCAGUGUUUCCCGACAACGACGUGUUGAUCCAGCUGGCUAAGACCUACUCCUACACCCACAGCCAGAUGCACAAGGAGACCACUGUUCACGACUCCAAGGACUUUAAGGAGGGUAUCACCAAUGGCUACUACUGGUACCCUCUACCAGGAGGGAUGCAGGACUAUAACUACGUGUGGGGCCAGUGUCCAGAGAUCACCUUGGAGCUCGUCCUGUUGUGGAAAUUCCCUCCAGAGAGUGAUCUGCCUGGGCUCUGGGACGCCAACCAGGCCGCGCUGCUGGCAUACAUGCAACAGGUCCAUCUGG